UAGAGGUUGCUGGAAAUAAAAGUAGAAGAAACGCAUGAAUUGUGAACUAUUAUUAGAGUGGUUUUUCUGCUUUGUGCUUUGAACCUCUGUAUUCCUGGUGAUUGCCUGGGAAGAUGGCAGUUCCGUUUGUAGAGGAUUGGGAUCUGGUGCAAACACUAGGUGAAGGAGCAUAUGGCGAGGUGCAAUUGGCUGUGAAUCGGAGAACAGAGGAGGCGGUUGCAGUGAAGAAAGUGGACACUGCGCGUGCUCUUGACUGUCCUGAGAACAUCAAGAAGGAAAUUUGCAUCAAUAAGAUGUUGAGCCACUCAAAUAUUGUCCGUUUUUACGGACAUCGUCGUGAAGGCAGCAUCCAGUACUUGUUUCUGGAGUAUUGCAGUGGAGGAGAACUCUUUGAUCGAAUAGAACCUGAUGUGGGUAUGCCUGAAGUGGAUGCUCAUAGAUUUUUCCUGCAGCUGAUAGCAGGAGUGGAAUACCUUCAUAGUAUUGGAAUUACUCAUAGGGACAUCAAGCCAGAAAAUCUGCUGCUCGAUGACCGAGAUAACCUGAAGCUUUCUGAUUUUGGCUUGGCGACUGUAUACAGGCACAAUGGCCGUGAGAGGUUACUGAAUAAGAUGUGUGGCACUCUACCGUAUGUUGCUCCUGAGUUGCUGAGGAGGAAAGAGUUCCGAGCAGAGCCUGUAGAUAUCUGGUCGUGUGGAAUUGUUCUCGUUGCAAUGCUGGCUGGAGAGCUACCCUGGGACCAGCCUGCGGAUAGUUGUCAGGAGUACUGUGAUUGGAAUGAGAAGAAACUAUACCUAACACCAUGGAAAAAGAUUGAUCCUAUUCCACUGAGUCUGCUGAACAAAGUUCUCAUUGAAGGUCCAAAGAACAGAGCCACGAUUUCAGAUAUUAAAAAGGACAGGUGGUUCAUUUACCAAUUUAAAAGGGGUGUGAAGAGAACACGGUUAUCUUCUGGUAGUCCCACUGACUCUCAGGGGCCUUUUACUAAACAAAUUCAUUCUAAUGUGGAUCUAUCUCCUGCCAGUGGUCUGCCCUGGAGUGAGGAUCAAACAAGGUACUCGAGUUCCCAGCCUGAACCUCGGGUUGCUUUGUCAUCGUGGGACUCCAAUCACUCUAGCAUUGAUAAUCUAGUGCAAGGAAUUAGCUUCUCCCAGCCUACCUGCAUAGACCAUAUGCUUGUCAGCAGCCAAUUGCAAAGCACACCUGGUUCAUCACAGAGUUCUUGGCAACGGUUAGUGAAACGAAUGACUCGGUUCUUCACUAAGUUGAAUGCUGAACAAUCCUACCUGGCCCUGAAGGAGGUUUGUGAGAAACUGGGCUACACUUGGAAGAAGAGCUGCAACAACCAGGUGACCAUAUCAACCAUGGACAGAAGGAACAACAAGCUGAUAUUCAAAGUGAAUCUGAUGGAGAUGAAUGAGAAGAUUCUGGUAGAUUUCAGACUGUCCAAGGGAGAUGGUCUCGAAUUCAAAAGGCACUUUGUCGGCAUCAGGCGUAAACUGAGUGACAUCAUCUACUCUCAGAAGAUUCCCCUGCCUGUAACCUGAUCUUUCUUUUGAGCCCCUGUAUUGCAUUGUCUCUCUGCUGGGUCAAGGCUGCUACGAGGAACUGUCUGAGAUUACAACUGGGAUACUUUUUUUUUCACCCAGUUUAUGGACACUGUGAGCUUGUGUAUGUUUUGAGUAUUAAAAGUUACUCCCCCUC
Molecule: messenger RNA, 1704 nt
Organism: Chiloscyllium plagiosum (whitespotted bambooshark)
Lineage: Eukaryota; Metazoa; Chordata; Chondrichthyes; Orectolobiformes; Hemiscylliidae
Gene: chek1
Product: checkpoint kinase 1
Biological process (GO): mitotic G2 DNA damage checkpoint signaling; protein phosphorylation
Cellular component (GO): site of double-strand break; nucleus; cytoplasm
Molecular function (GO): ATP binding; protein serine/threonine kinase activity
Source: RefSeq, a predicted model, not a curated record